Molecule: messenger RNA, 6023 nt
Organism: Drosophila teissieri
Lineage: Eukaryota; Metazoa; Arthropoda; Insecta; Diptera; Drosophilidae
Gene: Pcf11
Exons: 12
Coding region: 231-5801 (1856 amino acids)
Biological process (GO): termination of RNA polymerase II transcription
Cellular component (GO): mRNA cleavage factor complex; cytoplasm
Molecular function (GO): RNA polymerase II complex binding; mRNA binding
Source: RefSeq, a predicted model, not a curated record
ACUUAGAAGUGUAACUCAUCAAAAAUACAUCGCAGUAGUUACGUGAGAGUUUUCAAACGCUAAUUUUUAUAUAUUAACAGUGCUUUUAUGAAAUUUUUUCUUCGAAAAAGUGUCUGGCAGUGAUUGUACAAAUGUAUUAGCAUAAAAAGUCGAAACCUAGCAACUGCGAUUACUUCAAACCAAAUAACUUGAUCGAUAUCAGGAUCAAGAUCUGGAAUACGAAGUCCACAAUGGAGCAGCUAUUUCAGAACUACCGCGACGAUGAGCGGAGGAUCGGCGAGGAGUACCUGUCCAGUCUGCAGGACCUCAACUGCAACAGCAAGCCAUUGAUCAAUAUGCUCACGAUGCUUGCCGAGGAGAACAUCAACUACGCCCACAUCAUUGUUAAAGUGGUGGAAUAUUACAUCAGCCAGGUGGCGCCCGAAUUUAAAUUGCCCAUACUAUAUUUAAUUGAUUCGAUAGUAAAGAAUGUGAAAAGCAGCUACGUCCAAUUGUUUGGACAAUGCAUAGUCAACAUAUUCCUCAACGCCUUUGAAUCGGUACAGCACUCACAGUCGCAGGUUUUGGAAAAGGUGCGGGAACGCAUGUACGCCCUGCGUCAGACCUGGAACGAGGUCUUCCCGCCAUCCAAGAUGUACGCCCUGGAUGUUAAGGUGAAGCGUCUGGAUAACAACUGGCCCAUCACGGCCAAACAGCCAACUAAUAAAAUUCACGUCAAUCCGGCCAUUCAUGUGAAUCCAGACUUUUUGAAAACGGGUAUGGUUCCUGUGAUGCCCGUUAACCCCACAAUGCCCAGCGACAUGGAGGAGAUACUGCAAGCCAAAACUCGCGAGUUGCUGGAGCUCAAGAAGCGCAAACUGGAACUCGAGCUGGAGCAAACCAAAAAGCAUUUAGAGGAGCAGGAGCGUCAGCUCAACCAAGCCACUGACGCGAUGGCUGGAGCACCGAUUAUCAUGCCUGCACCUUCUGGAGCUGCUAUUCGUCCGCCAAUCACAGAUCCCAAUCUGGCAGCGCGUAAUCAACGAGCACCAGGAGCAAUGGGCAAUGUCGGUCCCAUGCAUAACAUGCCAGCGGCCCAGCAGAAUUUUGCCAAUAAACCAAAAGUCAAUCCGGUCAAUCCGGCACUGCUGAACUCGGUGCGCCAACGAGAUCCGAGACUAGCGCGCCAGAUGCAGUCGCAGUCCUCACAUCCAGCUGCGCCGGCACGUAACGAUCCUCGGCUGGCGUCCAAAUCGAGCUCCUCACAGAAGUCUAGUCGGUCGCGCAGCAAAUCGCCUGUGCGCAACAGCAGCAGUCGCUCUGUAAAAAGUGGAAACUCUAGCCACAGCAGUUCGUCGAGCCGCAAGCGUAGUGAGUCCAAGAGUUCUACGGCUUCCUCAUCUUCGUCGGGCUCUGAUGUUCGACACAAGGGCGGCCCUGGCAGCAGCUCCAACCAAUCUCCAGUCAAGCGAUCCGGUAAGAACUCGUCUAAGGAUUCGGAUCGCUAUGUUCGCAAUGGAUCUCCUUCGGCAUCUGCGAAGCGCAAGAGCAGCUCACCGAGUAGCUCGCCCUCGAAAUCCAAGCGCAGCACGUCGCACAAGUCAUCUUCAUCGCGAGGAAAGACUUCUUCUGGACGAUCCCGCAGUCGAUCUCCAGUCUUCAUGGACGUUGACUUGCGCAGCGGAGUCCGAAGCAAGUCACCAGAGAGCAGGACAGCGGCCACAUCAUCCUUACCACUGGCGGGCGCAUCAGCAGCCGCAGCAGCUAAAGCACCAAAAGAUUUAGAGAAACCGAAUCUAUCAACAGUAUCACUGCUCAACUCAAAUCCCACGACUUCAGGAUCACCAUCAGCAUCUCUAGUCAGGCAAGCGUCGCCCAGUCCCUCGUCCUCGUCUAUUUCCUCGCAGGGUAAUGUAUCGGACGCCCUGCAGCAGUCGAUUACCAAGUUGCUGCAGGUGCAAGGUGGUUCCGGUGUCGCCGAGAAACGUCCCGCCGACGCACUACCGCCAGAGAUCGACGGUGAAGAACAGCCGCCGCAACACAAGCGCAGCAAGUCAGCCAAACUGGACGCUCUCUUUGGCAGUGAGGAUGUGGACCUGCGUCGCGAGAUUCCAGUCGUCAAGCCAGGAGUUAUUGUCGUCGAAGACGAUUCAUUGGACGACUGCGAUGUGGGCAAGCCCACAAAGAAAUCUGGCUCGCCGCCCAAGAAGGCAACGUUGGAGGAACUGCGCGCCAAGUUGGCGAACUCGGCUCGAAUCCAGAAUAAGCAGGGAAAGUCUGACAAAGCCAAGGAUCAGGCCGUGUCACAGCGCAUUAAGCAGCUAGCGGAGUUGAAAGUCAACGACGAUUCUCAGGAGGCGCACGACGAGAAGGUGCGCACCAUUCUCAGCCAGGCGCAGGAGAUGUAUGAGAAUCACGGCAUGAAUCAGGAGCAGUACAAGGAUCUUGUCCAAAAAGUGGUGGCCAUCAAUGAGAACAGCAAGAUAAAAGAAUCCCGACGCCGAGACGACGAUCUCGAGCGCAAUGCGGCCAGGGAUGCAGUGCUUCGCAAACGUAUUCCCAAGCUGAAGGGCAACGAAAAUCAUUCUAUGGGCUCACCGCAUAGCGAUGGAUCGCCCAGGUACGACGAUCAGCCGUCAGCUGCUCCGGAGAAGCCCACCAACAAAAGAGAUAAGACCAAGCGUGAUAUUAAGCGUCGCAAGCCCAGCAAAUGGGGCGACCAAGUGGAUCCAGGGGCAGCUCAACGCACUGCCUGGCAGCUGGCCAAUGCCAAUGCCAACAAUAAUAAUAAUAACAACAAGCGCGGCGGCAUCCAAUUGCCGGUUCAGCCUCAGCCCGGAUUCCGUGGCAUGCCUUGGCAGCAGCCACCAGCCAUGGUGAUGGCCCAGUCCGCAGUGCCGCCGCCCCCGCAACCGCCGUCGAUGAUUGGCAUGCCACCCGUGCCACCGGUGACCAUGACUAAGGCCAUUAAUUCCCUUGACAAUCCCAUGGCUGACGUAGUGCGAAGCAUCACGAUCGACGGUGGCUCCAAGGAGAUUCGCUUCUACAACCAGGUGGCCAUUAUCUUCAUGGAUGGCGAUCAGCCGCAUGAAAUUGGCUUCCAGCCGGGUCAGCGAGUGAUCCUCAUCGAUCACAAUGAACCGCUGCCGCUUUGCUUCAACGACGAUUACAAGCCGUUCCAGUUGGAUGGACAGCUUCACCGGAUUCGGUUUGGCUUCCCAUCGCGCGAACUUUACAUCGACGAGCACUGGUACGAGAUCUACUUUGGCGGUCCACCAGUAUCCGUGCCCAUUGGAAACAAACUGCAUAUAAUCAAAGCUGAGGGACCACCGCCCAACGUAGACAUUGGCCGAGUGCGAAGGGAUCUGGUUGUAGGCAAAAUCAAUAUGAUUGUAGAUGCGCACACUAUAGUGCCGCUCUUUCUGGACGCCAGACAGCAGACCUUCCAGCUGGGCGCCGAGCAGCAUUCGCUGCAGUUUGUGGACAGUUUCCAAUACGCUCUGCUCGACGGGCAGCUGCAGAAGAUCGAGUAUGGUGGUCUCCCCAAAGGAAUGAUGCUGAACGGCGGCCGCAGCUGCUUCAUUAGAUUUGGCACGCUGCCCAAAGGAGUCAUUGCAGGAAAAACCCACGUGGCAGAUAUGGUGUACAUUAAGACUGAUGCUCCUGCAGAGCCUCCCAAGCCGCCGCCAAUUAUUGUGAAACCACCGCCAGUGGUGGAGCAACCGAAACCCGCCCCAGUUGCUGUCGCCCCCAUUUCCCUUCCAGCAGCCGCCGCUGCUCUGGAGAGCUUGAACAUCAAUGAUUUGUUCCAAAAGCUUGUCUCGUCUGGAAUAAUUGGUGGUGCCGCUGCAGCACCAACUCUGCCUGCCGCAGACUCAUCAGCGGCCAAAGAGCCAACUACCUCUGCCACCGAAUCCUCAACUGUGUCUGCCACCGCAGCUCCUGCUCCAGUGCCUGCUGGUCCCCCCAUGGAGCCCAUCAAGCGCAUCGAUCUCCGCAAGCCAGAGACCAUCAAGACCCGCCAGGCGGCGGUGGUGGCCGUCCUCUACCUGGGAAUGCAGUGCAGCAGCUGUGGAGUGCGGUUCCCGCCAGAGCAAACAAUUAAGUACAGCCAGCAUCUGGAUUGGCACUUCCGCCAGAAUAGGCGGGAGCGGGAUUCCACUAGGAAAGCCACCUCGCGCAGAUGGUACUACGAUCUCAACGACUGGAGGCAAUACGAAGAAAUCGAAGAUGUGGAGGAGCGAGAAAAGAACUUCCUGGAGGCCCAGGGCCAGCCGGGCGGCAUUGAGGCCCUGGAAGAGCUCUCUCAACAACGCUCUCUGGACUCACCCGUGCCAACGUGUGCUGCCGGAACGGAUGAUGUGGAUCACUGCUGUGACAUGUGCCACGAGAAGUUCGAGCAGUUCUACAACGAAGAGCUCGAGGAGUGGCAUCUGCGAAGCGCUAUUCGCGUGGAAGAUAAGAUCUACCAUCCUCUAUGCUACGAGGACUACAAGACCUCGUUGAAUCCUCCAGCAGAGGUGAAGUCCGACCAGGACGUGGACAUGAACAACACCGAUGACAAUGCCAUGGACACACUGAUCAAAGUGGAGGACGAUGACGAUGAAGGUGCGCCCAAAACAUCACAAGCCAUUUUCGAUGACGAUGAUGACGACGUCAUCGUGCUGCCCAAUGAAGAGCCUAGUGUCACGGAAAUCGUCGACGACGACGAUGAGGACGAGUAUGUUCCGGGAAAUGUGACACGAGCGGACAUGGGCAAUGAGUCUCAGGACAAAACAGAGUCCAACUCCGAGACAAAAGAACCGGAGAAGGAUCAGGUUGAGCUGGGUGAACAGCCGCAAAACGAAUCGGCCAACGAAUCCGAUGUCGAGAUCCAAGAGCCAAACAUUCCUUUUACGGAUCUGGACACGUAUGUGGAGAAGGAGAUGGAUGAGGCCACCAAGGCUGCUCUGCUGAACGUAAAGAUCAAGGAGGAGCCCAAGGAUGAGUAUGAGGAGGACGAGGAUGAUGGAUUCGAAGAUGUGGGCACGGUGGUUUCGCUUUUGCCUCUGCCCGAGGACGAGAUCUCCAUUCACAGCAGCGAAACUCAAACACACACCAUCGGCUCGUCAGCUUCGCCGGCCACCAUCGAGCGGCCAGCAUCGGUGACCUCGCUCUCCCUGCCCGCCAAUGAGGCGGACGAGGUGGAGCAGGGCGAUGUGACCGCCGAUACGGAUACGGAAUUGAACGGGGAGAAGCAGGAGGCCACGCAUAACCUAAGCGCAGUGGGACCGGCGUUACCUUUGGCUAGCAUAGUUAAUAAAAUAAAGAUAAAUAUCACUAAGAAUACGAGUAGUAAUAGUCAUAAUAGUGCCUCCAACACCACGACAACGGACUCGCAAGUCUCGGCCAUAAGCGUCAUCGGUGGAUCAGGAGGAGCAGCUGGUGGUGCAUCCGGAGCCGCCGAUUCUGUCCAGCAGGUGAACGCCAUUCAAACCAUUUCCACCAUUCCAGUGCUGUGCGGCGGCAACACGUUCGUGCCGAAGAUUGCGACCAGCACGCCCUCCAACGUAAUCAGCUCGAUCUCGGUAAUUGGCAGCAAUUACGGCGGAAGCAGCAGCAACAAUGCCAGCCGAAGCACCACUGCCACCGCAUCCACAGCGGCUGCCACGCUUCCGGCGGAGACGGCCUGCCGGAAGUCGCCCACUCCGCCGCUCGCCACCGUUGAUCCGGAUCCGGAGCCCGUCGUGGAACUGAAGCCGGCGCUGCGCAACGCCACACUGAAGCGGACGAAGAAGGUGCAGAACGGCAUCGAGACGUCGGGCCUGUGCUCGAUCAUGUAAAAAGUCGGCCGCCUGAGUAGGAGUAGGAGGGAGGAGCAGGCGAUAUUCCUAAUUCAUUUUUACUACGAUUACUUUUACACGUUACUUAGUUUUAGAUAGCCAACGAGACGUUCUCCGCCAGAGAGCGGCACCUCGCGGUCUGUAGGUGGCCAAGUGUCCAAGUAUCCAAAUAUUUUUCGAUCCGGCGCGCUCACACUCGUAUAAAUAAAUUAUUACCGAAAA